AUGCUUAAUACGCUAUAUAUCUGGCGAAUAAGUGGCCAGGUGUAUAAAGGCGUUAUCAUGCAGAAAUCAAAUGCCGCUUUACUGAUUACCGCGUUGGAGGGACAGGCUCCGCGCCACUCCGCCAUUACAAACAAAAAGUAUAUAUGCCUUACAGUAACCUUCCCCUACCACCAACCCAUAUUAACGCCUAUACCAUUCAAGGUAGCGAAACACAUACUUAUCGUUGCCACUGCAUUGCUUCUAAAGGUAGUACUCACAGAGAAGCGCAUGGUAGAGUCCCACGAUAGACAAUUCUCUCGCAGAUCUCAAGAUAAAACAGGAUCAUUUUCUGGCAAUGCGAUAGCGUAUAAACAAAUAUCUUUGGCUAACUCUGCAGCCCCAAGCCUCAGCCUCAGCCUCAGCCUCAGCCUCAGCCCCAGCCCCAGCCUUAGAGGAUUCCGUAAAUAUCCUGGCCAAAGGACCUCAAUUUGGGGGUGCAAUGUGUGGCUGACGUUGAGGUGUUCAUUUGAAUGCGGCCUCGCUGACACUUCACGGGAACAGACUUUUCAGCGCCUUGCGGCUUUCCAAUAA
This is a messenger RNA of Lindgomyces ingoldianus, 570 nucleotides long. RefSeq lists its product as uncharacterized. Bases 1 to 570 code for a protein of 189 amino acids. The record is from RefSeq and is a predicted model, not a curated record. The transcript is spliced from 11 exons. Lineage: Eukaryota; Fungi; Ascomycota; Dothideomycetes; Pleosporales; Lindgomycetaceae.